AUGAAUGAUGGACAGGAUGGAAAGAACGAGGAAGCGAAGUGCGUUGAUGGUGUAAGUGUGGAAUCAUCUUCAAGAAAACGUCAACGAUCCGAAAAGUUAAAGACUGAUGAGGGGAAUGACAACGAUUUGUUGAUAAUGGAAGAGACGAUUAACAACGAUGAAUAUGCAGACGGCGAGGAAUCGUUGAUGAGUGAUGGUGGCAAAUUGAUUCUUGAACAAGAUCGCUUUCUACCAAUUGCUAACAUAAGUCGAUUGAUGAAGAAUGUGAUUCCAUCAACGGGUAAAGUAGCAAAAGAUGCGAAAGAGUGUGUGCAAGAAUGUGUCUCUGAAUUCAUUUCAUUCAUCACUUCAGAAGCUAGUGAACGAUGUAUAUCUGAGAAGCGAAAGACGAUCACCGGUGAAGACCUGUUAAUUGCGUUGAAUUCACUCGGUUUCGAGAAUUAUGUCGAUCCAUUAACCACUUAUAUUAAAAAGUAUCGUGAAGCUAAUCGAUCGGAUCGCAAUACCGAUUCAGUCUGUUCGCCAUCCACUCUUACGCAAUCAUCGGAAAUUAUUGAUGUUGCUUUGGCAAAACAUUGUAAACUAAAAAAAUUCAAUUGGUUGAAGAAUAUUGAUGAACAACGAUCAUCACAAAACGAAAACUCGAUAGCGACGAAUGUAAUCAGCCUUCAAAACGUGCCCAUAUCAGCGGGAAAUGAAUGUUCGUCCCAAAUUAUCCUUUCUGAAGAGAAUAACGAUUCAGCGAUUCGUAUGUUAACGAAUGCAAAUGUGCAGCAUCUACAAUUAUUGAUGGAUCCACAAACUGGACAGCAUUACAUCAAUGUACAGACGAGUAAUGGAACGCAGCAGUUACUACCAGUCCAGACAGCCGAAACUAUAGCAUCAGUGGAAGAAGAAAGCGAUAGUGGAAGAGCGGCCACGACAGCAAACGUUAAUAAUAGAACGAGCGCCGCGCAGAAUCGCACUUCAUCAACUCAGUUAACGAACACAAUGAUGCCUCAGUAUAAUACCCCAACACAAAUUGAUAGCAGUAAUAGUAACACUCAACAGUCAGUAAAUUCAUAUCAACAAUAUUCCAUUGAUACCAGCGAUCACUUCUCACGAAAACGAUUGCAUGAUGAUAGUGAUGCGUCAAUAGCAUUCACGCACUUUCAUUAG
This is a messenger RNA of Anisakis simplex (herring worm), 1158 nucleotides long. Lineage: Eukaryota; Metazoa; Nematoda; Chromadorea; Rhabditida; Anisakidae. The record is from the annotation of a GenBank genome assembly.